AUGGAGAAAUAUUUCAAAAGAAAGCUACCACUAGAAUCUGAAGUCACUCCAUUAGUCUCUUCUAAUAAAAAGAAGUUCUUAGAAUUCAAUGUGAAAAGUCUGGUAGCUGAUCCUGGACAACGACCCAAAAUUUCAAAUUAUGAUCCAAAUGUCAGAGAUGAAGUUAGACGAGCUUAUUUGCAAAAAGGUCCUUGUCAACCAAGAGAACAUGAUUUUCCACAAACAUAUUUUGGAACUUCUCUCCGUAGAUUUAAUGCUGAUUGGUUUUAUGAAUUUGGCAAUUGGUUGGAAUAUAGUAUUUCAAAAGAUGCUGUAUUUUGUCUCUGUUGCUAUCUUAUGAAACCUGAUGGUGCGAGUGGUGAUGCUUUUGUAAAAGAGGGCUUUUCAAAUUGGAAAAAGAAGGAGCGAUUACAAACACAUAUUGGAAAUCAUGAUAGUGCUCAUAAUCAAGCUCGAAGAAAAUGCGAAGCACUCAUAAAGCAAAAACAACAUUUAACAGCAACAAUUGAGUGCAUUAGAUUUUUAUUGCGACAAGGAUUGGCCUUUCGUGGUGAUGAUGAAUCGCACAAUUCAAAUAAUCAAGGUAAUUUUUUGGAGCUUCUUGACUUUCUUGCUCAACAUAAUACAGAGAUUGAUCGUGUUUUCAAAAAUGCUCGUGGAAACCUUAAGCUAGUAGCACCUAAAAUUCAAAAAGAUAUUGUUAGAGCUGCUGCAAGUGAAACUACUAAAGUUAUUAUUGAUGAUCUUGGAGAUGAUUUAUUUGCUGUUUUAGUUGAUGAAGCUCGAGACAUUUCUGUUAAAGAGCAAAUGGCUGUUUGUUUGCGGUAUGUGAACAAAGAAGGGAUUGUAAUGGAGCGAUUUCUUGGCCUUGUCCAUGUUUCUAGCACAAAUGCGUUGUCGUUAAAAGUAGCUUUGGAAUCUUUAUUAACAAAGCAUAAUUUAAGUUUAACAAGAAUACGUGGACAAGGUUACGAUGGAGCUACUAAUAUGCAGGGAGAAUUUAAUGGCUUAAAAAGUUUGAUCUUGAAAGAAAAUGCUUGUGCUUUUUAUGUUCAUUGUUUUGCUCACCAACUUCAAUUAGCACUUGUGGUUGUUGCAAAGAAACAGGUCGAAAUUGCACUACUUUUUAAUUUGCUUGCUAGUUUGUGCAAUAUUGUUGGAGCUUCUUGUAAACGUAAAGACAUGCUUCGUGAAAGUCAAAUGCAAAAGACAAUUGUUGCAUUACAAAAUGGAGAUGUUUCUAGUGGGCGUGGCUUAAAUCAAGAAACAACAUUGAAAAGGGCAGGUGAUACUCGAUGGGGCUCACAUUAUGGUACAAUACUUAGCUUGAUUUCUAUUUUUUCUUCCGUGGUAGAAGUUCUUGAAGUUAUUGAGGAAGAUGGAAAUAAUCCUGAACAAAGAGCUGAAGCAUGCCAAUUAUUGAAUCAUAUUCAAUCUUUUGAAUUUGUAUUCAAUUUACAUUUGAUGAAAAGUAUAUUAGGAGUUACUAAUGAGUUGUCUCAAGCUCUACAAAGAAGUGACCAAGACAUUAUAAAUGCUAUGACAUUGGUUAAAGUGUCCAAGCAACGAUUGCAAAGUAUAACAGACGAUGGUUGGUCCUCUUUGCUCAACAAAGUUUUACUAUUUUGUGAUAAUCACAAUAUUCUUGCUCCAAAUAUGAAUGAUAUAUUUGUAACACAAGGAAGAUCAAGGCGCAAAAUCCAAAAGGUCUCAAACUUGCAUCAUUUUCAAGUUGAAUUAUUUUAUCAAGUGAUUGAUAGACAACUUCAAGAGCUUAACAAUCAUUUUACAGAGGUAAAUACUGAGUUACUUCUUUGUAUAGCUUGUUUGAAUCCAAUUGACUCAUUUUUUGCAUUUGAUAAGGAGAAGUUGCUUCGUUUAGCUGAAUUUUAUCCACAUGAAUUCUCUUCUACUCAACUUUUGGCACUUGAUAGUCAACUUGAGAAUUUUAUAUUGGAUAUGCGUCUUGAUGAUCAAUUCUCAAAUAUAAAUGAAAUCAGUGGACUAUCUCAAAAGUUAGUUGAGACAAAAAAGCAUAUUGUUUAUCCAUUGGUAUUUCUUCUGUUGAAAUUAGCUUUGAUUCUACCUGUGGCAACAGCAUCAGUCGAGAGAACAUUUUCUGCUAUGAAUAUCAUAAAGAGUCGACUUCGUAAUCGAAUGGGAGAUGAGUGGUUGAAUGAUUGUUUGGUUACAUAUAUAGAAAGAGAGAUAUUCAAUCAAGUUGAUAAUGAAACAAUUAUUCAACAUUUUCAAAAUAUGAAAACAAGAAGAGAAGUACCUUCAAGAUUUAAAGCGAAGAAAGUUAGCAGCUAA
Molecule: messenger RNA, 2313 nt
Organism: Arachis duranensis
Lineage: Eukaryota; Viridiplantae; Streptophyta; Magnoliopsida; Fabales; Fabaceae
Exons: 2
Coding region: 1-2313 (770 amino acids)
Molecular function (GO): protein dimerization activity
Source: RefSeq, a predicted model, not a curated record